AUGCUUUCGAUACAACGACGAUUCUUGAGUCGUUGUGCCGAUCUGCUUCGUACAGAAACGGCACGAACCUAUUUUGAAGUUAUAUUCUCUAAACUGAAAGCACUCCAGAAGGAUGGGAAGGACGAAUCGAGGAUUAAUAAUUCUGCUUUAGUCACACAUUUAGAAACCGUAACAACAUUGGCUCACAAGUUUUACGAUAAAUUGGAAAUGCUCACUCAGUUAGAUUUACUUCUGAAAGAGGGAAAUGAUCCAGAAAUCCAAGAAAUUGCGAAGUUGGAUAGUGAACAAUUAACGGAGGAAUUGGAUAGUGUUGUUAACAAAUUAACCGAUGUAGUAAUACCUGUUACCGAAUACGAUUUGCUGAACAACUGUCAGCUAGAAAUCACUCCAGGUGUAGGUGGUGUUGAAGCAUCUUUAUUUGCAUCCGAAUUAGCUCAAAUGUACCAUAAUUAUGCGCAAUUUAUGAAAUGGAAGUGGACACCUUAUCAAAUGGAUGUUUCACCAUCGGGAGGCAUACGUAGUGCUGUAGUUUUUGUGCGAGGUAAUGGAGCAUUUCGAACGCUACGGUAUGAAGCCGGUGUUCAUCGCGUACAGAGAUUCCCGGUAACGGAUAAAACACGCAUGCAUACAAGUACAUCCGUUGUAGCCGUCCUUCCGGAACCAGAUAAGAUAGAGGCUUGCGUGACACCGGCUGAUGUGAAGGUAGAAACAAUGAGAGCUUCGGGUCCUGGUGGCCAGAACGUCAAUCAACGAUCCACGGCAGUCCGCUUAACUCAUCGUGAAACAGGUGUAACAGUGCAUUGUACUGAUGAAAGGACGCAAUAUUCUAAUAUGGAGAUAGCAUACAAACGAUUAGCUGCUAUACUGUUACAACGGAAACUUGAUGAAACACAGAAGCAAUACUCAUCAUCCAGAAAACUACAAAUAGGAACUAAGGCACGAGCCGAAAAAGUGCGAACAUACAACUUCAAAGAUGAUCAAGUCACAGAUCAUCGUUUGGGUAGAGCUUGGCAAGGUGUUGCAAACGUUAUGAAGGGAAAUAGUGUCUUAAAUCAGAUAAUUCAAUCUCUGGAUGAAUUGUCCAAAGCUCAGUACUUGAAAGAAGUCUUGAACGCAGGGGAUUGUACUGCAAAACAUGCUAGUUUCUAA
Molecule: messenger RNA, 1149 nt
Organism: Brugia malayi
Lineage: Eukaryota; Metazoa; Nematoda; Chromadorea; Rhabditida; Onchocercidae
Product: Peptidyl-tRNA hydrolase domain containing protein
Exons: 7
Coding region: 1-1149 (382 amino acids)
Biological process (GO): translational termination
Molecular function (GO): translation release factor activity
Source: RefSeq, a predicted model, not a curated record